Serpula lacrymans var. lacrymans S7.9 is the source of this 1419-nucleotide messenger RNA. RefSeq lists its product as uncharacterized. The record is from RefSeq and is a predicted model, not a curated record. Gene Ontology annotation, biological process: establishment of mitochondrion localization; mitochondrial outer membrane translocase complex assembly; protein insertion into mitochondrial outer membrane. The transcript has 5 exons. Gene Ontology annotation, cellular component: SAM complex; ERMES complex. The coding region runs from base 1 to 1344 and encodes 447 amino acids. NCBI's taxonomy places the organism in Eukaryota, Fungi, Basidiomycota, Agaricomycetes, Boletales, Serpulaceae.
AUGCAUCCUUUCGCCUCUUAUGUCCUCCGCAGCUAUUACAGAGCUACAGGUUGGAAUGAAGACAACCUUUACGCAAAUCUGACUCGUUCUUCAAAUGCCAUUCUGGACUUCAGUGUUCCACGGGGACUGCACCUGUCCAUUUCAAAGUCACCCAAUCCUCUGUUCAAUACAUCAUAUUCCAUGAAUGCAAUGCCCUCACUGAAUGGCUCAGUAGGAUACAUUUUCACCUCGUGUGAUCUGGACGUGAAGAGCUCGGGAGCUGUGCGUUUUAAGGACAUGAUUGAGCGGUUCAAAGUGCAUGACCAACCGCGAAGACCUGAAGGGAAAGAGGAAGAAUGGCUUGCAGGCGAAAGAGUGGAUAAGCGUGACUAUCUUUUGUAUGGCCGACUGUACCUGCCGACGGGGAGGCUCGACGCUCUAUACUCUACACGGCUUUCUGCUACGACGCAAGCUCUCGUGGCAGCCAUAUCUGACCCACGCUCGACUCUAUCGGCUGACCGACGUUCACGUGGAGAUAAUGUCAGCAAUGUGAUGUUCAGUCUUCAACAUGAUGUGGGUAAAUGGUGCACGGAAUAUACUUGGAGUGCGGAAGAUGGCAUGUGGGGUGUGCGUGUUCUGCACAACUUCGGGAGACUUGGACACCCUGUAGAGUCUUCGACAGAUGAUUCAUCGAACUCGUCUGGGGCUCGAGCGAGGCAGAGACGCGUCGAUGAAGAGGAAGCGACUGAAGGCGGUCUCAAAGGCCGUGUAUCCGCUGGUGCUGAGUUUUAUAUCAGUGCAAAAGAACGCAGUGCAGGAGUCUCCACUGGCAUACGAUUUACCACUCUCCCUGAUGCAACUCCACCAUCAUUCCAGCUCCCUCCUUCAUCGUCUUCUCCGCUGUCACAAACCUCACCCCGAGGGCCGCCCUCACAACCUCCGACGACGAUCACUGCUCUGUUCAAUCCCAUGAUGGGCCAUAUAUCGACUGCAUAUUCAGCACGGGUCUCUCAUGAUCUCUCAUUGUCCUCUCGCUUUGAUUUUAAUGUCUACAGUUAUGAUAGCGAGUGGACGAUGGGUGCUGAAUGGUGGAUGCGACGGAGACCAUUAAAAGGUCCUGCGCAAGAGGAUAUAGAUCCGUCGCUGCCGUCUAUAGCUCCAUCUGAUCCUCCAGAAAUAUCGGUACCGGGUGAGGUUCGGGGUGUAGUCAAAGCUCGGAUAUCUACGAACAAUAAUAUGUCUCUGAUGUGGGAAGGACGUCUGAAGAAGAUGCUUGUUAGCUUGGGCGUUGUCUCCGAUUUGUCUAGCCGGUCCAAACCUAUCAAGGCAAUAGGACUUGAGCUGUCUUAUUUUAGCUCUGAGUAGAUGAGACUCGGAUGUACAACGAAAAUCUACCGACACUACAUACCUCGUGAAUGAAGUGCUUUCCAGAAGUCAUCA